Messenger RNA from Symphalangus syndactylus (siamang), 1629 nucleotides. RefSeq names its product src kinase associated phosphoprotein 1 (gene SKAP1). Gene Ontology annotation, molecular function: protein binding. The record is from RefSeq and is a predicted model, not a curated record. Lineage: Eukaryota; Metazoa; Chordata; Mammalia; Primates; Hylobatidae. Gene Ontology annotation, cellular component: plasma membrane; cytoplasm.
ACACCCAAUCCUUCUACCCUGGGGCCCCGGCGUGAGCGCCAAGUGCACCCACGCCCCGCGCCCCGUCCCGGUUCCCGCCCGCCGCCCGCCGCCCGCGCCUCUUCCUGACGCGCCUGGGGACCCACGGCCCCGCCCCGCGGCCGGGCUGGGCGAGCGGCGACCGCGGCUGAGGUACAGGUGCCUCGCGGUGCAGCCGGGUCGCCUUCCAGCCCGUCCGCCUCCCGACCAGGGCCCGCGCCCCGUCCCGCCUCUCUCCCGCCCAGCCAAAUGCAGGCCGCCGCCCUCCCUGAGGAGAUCCGUUGGCUCCUGGAAGAUGCUGAAGAGUUUCUGGCAGAAGGUUUGCGGAAUGAGAACCUCAGCGCUGUUGCAAGGGAUCACAGAGACCAUAUUCUACGGGGCUUUCAGCAAAUCAAAGCCAGGUACUAUUGGGAUUUUCAGCCCCAAGGGGGAGACAUUGGACAGGACAGCUCUGAUGAUAAUCACAGUGGGACUCUUGGCCUGUCCCUCACAUCCGAUGCACCCUUUUUGUCAGAUUAUCAGGAUGAGGGAAUGGAAGACAUCGUAAAAGGAGCUCAAGAACUUGAUAAUGUAAUCAAGCAAGGAUACUUGGAGAAGAAAAGCAAAGAUCACAGUUUCUUUGGAUCGGAGUGGCAGAAGCGAUGGUGUGUUGUCAGCAGAGGUCUCUUCUACUACUAUGCUAAUGAGAAGAGCAAGCAGCCCAAAGGGACCUUCCUCAUUAAGGGCUACAGUGUACGGAUGGCCCCCCACCUGCGAAGAGAUUCCAAGAAAGAAUCCUGCUUUGAACUGACCUCCCAGGAUAGGCGCAGCUAUGAGUUUACAGCUACUAGUCCAGCAGAAGCCAGAGACUGGGUGGAUCAAAUAAGUUUCUUGUUAAAGGAUCUGAGCUCCUUAACCAUUCCAUAUGAAGAGGAUGAGGAGGAAGAAGAAAAAGAAGAGACAUAUGAUGAUAUUGAUGGUUUUGACUCCCCAAGUUCUGGUUCCCAGUGCAGACCCACUAUCUUGCCUGGGAGUGUGGGGAUAAAAGAGCCUAUAGAGGAGAAAGAAGAAGAAGAUAUUUACGAAGUCUUGCCAGAUGAAGAGCAUGAUCUAGAAGAAGAUGAGAGUGGCACUCGACGAAAAGGAGUAGACUAUGCCAGUUACUACCAGGGCCUAUGGGAUUGCCAUGGUGACCAGCCAGAUGAACUGUCCUUCCAGCGGGGUGACCUCAUCCGCAUUCUGAGCAAGAGACGGGGUUUCACCGUGGUCUCAAUCUCCUGACCUCGUGAUUCGCCCGCCUCGGCCUCCGAAAGUGCUGGGAUUACAAGCUUGAGCCACCGCGCCCGGCCAAAAAAGGAUGGAUUAUUACAGAUCAAUCACUGACGUGAAGAAGAUUCAGAACUCAUGGGCUACAGUUUGGGGAAUCAGUAGCAUCAUGUUGGUAAAGACCAUACAUAUUCUAUAGGUGGGCUAAAAUAAUAGGCUCUGUCCCUAGCACUUAUUAAAAAGCCCUCUCUCUAUGCAGCCAAUCAAUCUCUACAAACACAUUUUUGAAAUAGGCACAACUUGCUCUUUAAUUGCUGAGUAUGUGGAUUCCAUAAAGGAAAACUGAAAACCCAUUGGUUAUUAAUC